Messenger RNA from Mugil cephalus (flathead mullet), 1020 nucleotides. RefSeq names its product LY6/PLAUR domain containing 6 (gene lypd6). Bases 300 to 833 code for a protein of 177 amino acids. Lineage: Eukaryota; Metazoa; Chordata; Actinopteri; Mugiliformes; Mugilidae. The transcript is spliced from 6 exons. Gene Ontology annotation, molecular function: acetylcholine receptor inhibitor activity. Gene Ontology annotation, biological process: positive regulation of canonical Wnt signaling pathway. The record is from RefSeq and is a predicted model, not a curated record.
GCGGACCCUGAUGGCUCGGUUGUUCACGAUCGUCCCAUCAAGCUCAGCCUUAGCGAUCUCGGCCAGUGUCCGAGUUUCCUGAGAGACAAAGGGAAGAGGAGGAACGGGACAAUGACACUCCAGGAGCUGCUGCUGAUGGGAGUGGUGAUGACGUCCCUGUGACGGUGCAGCGCCCUCCUUCAACCUCGGAGCACCAGCGGCGCAGUUUCUGAUCAUUUCACCCCAGACGAGUCGAGUCUCCUCCGGCUUCAUCAAGAAACUAGAGUCGUGUCUGAAGUGCAUGAAGAUACGUGGGGCGGAUGAUGGAGGCCUGGCCAACGGUGGCCUGGGUCCUGCUGCUGACCACCAUCGCCGACUGGUUUAAAACUGUCCAGACGCGGGACUUCACCAUGGAGGACAUCAUCCUGCUGCAUCCCUCCACCACGCCUCACCCCGGCGGCUUCAAGUGCUUCACGUGUCAGGACGCUGCAGAUAACUACGAGUGCAACCGCUGGGCCCCAGACGUCUACUGUCCAAAGGAGACCAGAUACUGCUACACGCUCCACAUGAUGGACAACGGCGGGGACAGCGUGUCCGUCAGCAAGCGCUGCGCCACCCUCACCGACUGUCAGUUCACCGGCUGCGCUCGGGUCGCUCACGAGGGCCACCAGGUGUGCUCGUCCUGCUGCGAGGGCAACAUCUGCAACGUGCUGGUGCCGAGGAACGAGAGCAGCGCCACCUUCUCCGUCACCUCUCCCCUGGGCGGCUCGGCCAGGAGGCUCCACCCCGCAGCGCUCAUUUACACCGUCAUCACCAGCGGCAUCUUCUCAGCAGGACACAUUUGCGGCAUCUAAUAAAUGAUUCAGCGAUUGGCACAGAUGGUGCACGCGCAGACAAAUUCAUCUUCCUUCCUCCGGUCAGACAUUUUUAUAUUAAUUUAUUUUUUCUUAAAUGUUCAGCAUUUCUUUUAGGAGGUUGUUUCAGUAUCAACAUGGUUGUUAAAUUGAUUUUAAUGACAUAUGCAAUAAAAGGUGAACAUGU